Messenger RNA from Myzus persicae (green peach aphid), 1637 nucleotides. Its product is annotated as serine/threonine-protein kinase grp-like. The coding region runs from base 119 to 1483 and encodes 454 amino acids. NCBI's taxonomy places the organism in Eukaryota, Metazoa, Arthropoda, Insecta, Hemiptera, Aphididae. The transcript is spliced from 10 exons. The record is from RefSeq and is a predicted model, not a curated record. Gene Ontology annotation, cellular component: nucleus. Gene Ontology annotation, molecular function: protein serine/threonine kinase activity; ATP binding. Gene Ontology annotation, biological process: protein phosphorylation; intracellular signal transduction.
CUAGUUAGUUUGCUACCUGAUGCUGUGCGGUUCAUAUGUUCUUCGUUGUACACGCGUCCGGUGCUUGCGAAUGGGCCUAUGUAUUGUUAGACUGUUGUAACAUAAUAAAUCAUUAUAAAUGAAUACUCCAUUUGUUGACGGAUGGAAUAUUGUUCAAACAUUAGGCGAUGGAUCAUUUGGCGAAGUAAAACUUUUAUUAAAUCAAAAUAAUCAUGGCUAUGUAGCCAUGAAAACGAUUGAUUUACAAAACUAUUCUGAUGCAUUGGCUACUGUACAAAAAGAAGCAGCUAUACAUAGCCGAUUGAGUCAUUCAAGUAUAAUAAAAUAUUAUGGACAGCGUCAUACUAAAGAUACUUAUUAUAUAUUCUUAGAAUAUGCAUCUGGAGGUGAACUAUUUGAUCGAAUUGAACCUGAUGUUGGAAUGCCGGUGUCUGAUGCUAGAAAGUUUUUCAAAGAGUUGAUUUCUGGAGUUGAAUAUUUACACAAUAAUGGUGUUGCGCAUAGAGAUUUGAAACCGGAAAAUUUAUUAUUGGACGAAAAUGGAAAUUUAAAAAUAAGCGAUUUUGGAUUAGCCACUUUGUUUUUAUGUGGUGGAAAACGGCGUAAAUUGGAUAAGUAUUGUGGCACUCGUCCGUAUUUAGCUCCAGAAGUUCGUUCACUUUUACCUUAUCAAGCAGAACCUUCUGAUAUUUGGUCAUGCGGUAUUAUACUUGUGUCAAUGCUCACUGGAGAGUUACCUUGGGAUACGCCAUCCGAUAAUGAUGAUGAUUAUAAAUUGUGGAAAACUACUGACUAUGCUAAUCAUUCACCAUGGAAUAAAUUAGAUACUUUAGCCUUGUCUCUUGUGAGGAAGAUAUUAACACCAAGUCCGUCUAAAAGAUAUGAUAUACCGAAAAUUCGGUCUCAUCGUUGGUUCAAAAAUUCAGAAACUCAUGAUAAUAAAAAAGUUAGAAUUUCUGUUCGGUCUGACAGAGAUUUGGAUGAUGGUCGUCAAUGUUGUUCUCAACCAACUUCUGCAGCAAUUUCAUUUGAUACAUCCUUGUCACAUAGUGAAUCUGAAAUACAUUCAUUUUCCCAGCCGACGCAGGUGGACGAUCUGCUGCUGUCUUCACAACUUCUGACAUCACAACCCAUCUCCACACCUAAUAACUCUUUGCAGAACUUAGUCAAAAGAAUGACAAGAUUUCUAGUCGAUUUACCACAUGAUGCAGCAUUAACCAAUUUAGCACUGUGUCUGGGUGAAAUGGGAUAUAUAUGGAAAGUCAACAAGCCUAGUUUGAUUACAAUUACUACUACAGAUGAGCGUUUAGUGUUUAAAUCGAAUGUGAUUCCAAUGAAUGAUAAAACUCUGAUUGACUUCAGACUUUCGAGAGGCUGUGGUUUAGAAUUUAAGCGAAAUUUUGUUUCUAUUAAAAAUGCAAUGUCUUCAACGAUUGAAGGUAUUGGUUGUAUUGUGAGUACAUAUAAGACUGACUUAAAAUAGAUUGUAUAAAAAUAACUUUGCUUAUUUUAUUUCCUAAUUCAGAAAAACUAAUGUACCUAUAAUAAGCAUAUCAAUCAAAGUUAUAAAUAAGAUACAAUUAUAUAUGUUUUAUGUAUUUUAUUAAUUACAUACAGGUAGCAUAGAUUCAUUGAAC